Molecule: messenger RNA, 740 nt
Organism: Cicer arietinum (chickpea)
Lineage: Eukaryota; Viridiplantae; Streptophyta; Magnoliopsida; Fabales; Fabaceae
Source: RefSeq, a predicted model, not a curated record
UUAAUAAACAACUAGCGAAGCAAACCUUACAUCAUAGAAUAUAUAAACCACUUAUAUUAUGGUAAGUGCUACAAGUCACCAACCAUUAACCAAUUUCAUAUCUUCACAUUUUUAAUCCAUCAAUCAAAGACUAAAAAUCUUGUUUUUUCAUAGAACAAGAUUCAAACAUGUUUAAAUCCAAUAGUACUAGAAGAGGGUAUGAGAAAUUAGAUAAAGAAUUUGUUGGAAAUGGGAUUUCAAAUGAGGAGUUGAUGAGAAGCACAAGUGUGUCAUCAGGGCCAUCAAAUUCAAAGGCAAAAAUGGAUAUGGUUUCAAACUUUGGAGAUAUUAAUCUACAAAGAAACCCCACAAAGAAAUCAAGUAGUGAUCAAAAGGAGAAAAAUACUCACCCAAUUUUCAACUUUUUUGAUUUUCGGAGUAAGAAGAAAAAGGCAACAUCUAAGCCUGAAUUUGCAAGAUAUGUUGAGUAUAUGAAGGAAGGAGGCAUGUGGGAUUCUGAUUUGAAUAAGCCUGUAAUCUAUUACAAAUGAUAUGGCUUUGCUCACGUUUAGAACUCAAAUGUUAGUGCUAUUAAUUUCAUGUAAAAAUUAGAGUUUGAUCACUUUCAUAUCAAUUUUCAUAAAAGGAUGAGAUCAAAGUAUAAAUGAUUUUGUUCUUCAUCAUUGAUAGGUAUACAUGUAUGUUCGUCUGCCUGUUGAAUCCAAUUGGAUAUUAUGAAAUAAAUUUAUUUAUGUGCUUAA